GCUUGGUCGCUCUCGCCACGAGCCCACGAACCCACACGCAGGAGGAAGGAGGCCACGACGCAGCGCAGCGCGUCUGCGCUUCUCCACCUCCCCCCUCCACCUCGACCUCGAUCUCCCCUCCCCUCCGCUGGCCAUGCAGCCCGCCCCCGCGUCGCCGCCCAAGGCCGACGGCGGCGAGGACGAGGAGGAGGAGUGCUCCAGGGCCGUGGUGAAGGAGGAGCCGCACCACCAGCAGGAGGAGGACGACGACGAUGCGGCUGCGGCUGCGGAUGGAGGGGAGGAUGAGAAGGAGAAAGUGGAGGAGGAGGAGGUGGAGGAGCGGGGGAGGAGGAGGAGGGGCAGGCCGGGGAGGAAGAGGGGGAGGCGAAGCGGCGGCGGCGGUGGUUCGGCUGCGGCUGCGGCGGCGGCGAGAGGAGGGGUGGUGAUGGUGAAGCGGGAGCUGCUCGCGAGGUGCAUGACGUGCCCGCUCUGCGGCCGCCUCCUCCGCGACGCCACCACCGUCUCCGAGUGCCUCCACACCUUUUGCAGAAAGUGUAUAUAUGAGAAGUUGAAUGAUGAGGAGGUAGAAUCCUGCCCAGUAUGUAAAAUUGAUCUUGGCUGCACUCCAGUUGAAAAGCUUAGGGCUGAUCACAAUCUACAAGAUGUAAGGUCAAAAAUAUUUCCAUUCAAAAGAAAGAAGAUUAGUGCUGACGAAGUAGCAGCUCCUGUUUUACUUCCCAGUAAAAGGAAAGAGAGAUCUAUCUCUUCUCUGGUAGUUGAUACGCCUACAGUAACACCGACAGGCUUGACAGGGCGACGGACAAGAGCAGUUACCAGGAAAGCUGCUGCCUUGCGUGGCCUUGGUCCUGGUAUUGAUGAUCCUGUGAAAAAGGAAAUUGAUAAUGGUGAAAAGCAUGCUCAGAAUUCAAGCUUGCCCACUAAUUUGGGCAAAGUGCCACAAACAAGAAGACAGAUGUCAUCAAACGCAGAGGCAUCGAACCAUUCCUCCAAUAAAGAUACCGAAGGUGAUCGCAAGGACCUGGCCGAUAAGACUGAUGAGCUCUGGAGACCUUUAAAUUGUUUGGUAGAAGCUGCAAACAGGACAAAGUCCUCCCGAUCAAGUUCACAGAGUCCAUUUGUUAAGAGAGAGCAACUUAGUGACUCUCCUGGGAGCACAUCUGUUAACAAAACAAAGUCUAGGGAAUAUAUGCAGAAAUCCAAAAUAGAGGAUGAUAAGAAAGAUGUACCUUUGCUAAAAAGGAAAAACCAAAGGACUGGACGGAGGAGAGAACUUCAUGCCCAAUCUGAUAGUAAGCCUGAAGCUGCAGCUACACAAAACGAAAAGAAAUUCAGUUCUAUAUGGUUUUCACUUGUUGCAUCAUUUGAACAGGAAGGAGACCCACCUUUACCACAGAUACCUUCCCAUUAUUUGCGAAUAAAAGAUGGAAACAUACCUGCCUCGUCAAUCCAGAAGUACCUCAUGCAGAAGCUUGGCCUUCCUAACGAGGCAGAGGUCGAAAUAAAUUGCUGCGGGCAGCCAGUGAACCCUACACAACCCCUGUGCAAUUUAGUAGAGGUGUGGUUGAGGGGGCGAUCAACACAGACAACACAGACCAUGAUAGGCUCCCCUGCCAAGGAGUUUGUAAUGGUGCUAACUUAUGGGCGGCCAAAGGCCAUCACGCCAUGAAUGGCACCACAAACACAAGGCUCAAGCCAUUUUUCGCCUAGAGGCGGGUCCCGUUUCCUGCCAUUUUAUUGGGCCCAUGGAAGAAGAGGUGAUCCGAGAUAAACCUCCUUGAUACAUACAUAGCCUCACAAGUCACAAUGCGGUUGGCUCACUUGGCAGCCAGCCCUUGGCGUCACAUUCAUAUGCAUUCAUUGAUGUUAUUCGAUUCCAUUAAGAUUGUCUUUUUCUUCAUUAUUUAUAUUAUACAAAAAGGUGUGUAAAGAUUAGCAGAAAAAAGGCUGUUGUGAAUUAUCUGUAUACCUGUAGUCAUUAUUGCUGUUUAGGUUGGUUAUAAAGAGUCUAUAUGUAUGAGAUGACUAGAUAAAGUGGAUGUGGAUCGCAAAAUUUGUCUUCCAGCCGUUUCAUGGACUGCUGUAACAGUUACUAGAUCGUUAUUCUUUUUGGAGAGCCCA
Messenger RNA from Oryza sativa Japonica Group (Japanese rice), 2118 nucleotides. Its product is annotated as E3 ubiquitin protein ligase DRIP2. The record is from RefSeq and is a predicted model, not a curated record. Gene Ontology annotation, molecular function: ubiquitin-protein transferase activity. Lineage: Eukaryota; Viridiplantae; Streptophyta; Magnoliopsida; Poales; Poaceae.